AUGGAUCUUCUUCACAGCAAUGGAGUGCUUAUCAUUCAGCAUUUACAGAGGGACUACAGGGCUUACCAGGAUUUCCUUAAUUUUAUGUCACAUGUUGGUGAUCCCCGGAAUAUAUUUUCAAUUUAUUUUCCUCUUUGGUUUCAGCUCAACCAAGUGGUUGGUACUAAAAUGAUAUGGGUGGCAGUCAUUGGUGAUUGGUUCAACCUCAUAUUUAAAUGGAUUUUAUUUGGCCAUCGCCCUUACUGGUGGGUGCAAGAAACAAUGAUUUAUCCUAAUCAGUCAAGCCCAUGCCUUGAACAGUUUCCUAUAACAUGUGAAACUGGACCAGGAAGCCCAUCUGGACAUGCCAUGGGAUCAUCCUGCGUCUGGUAUGUAAUGGUCACAGCAGCACUUAGCUACACAGUUAGAUGGAAAGAUAAAUCAGCUGUUACCCUUCACAGCUGGCUAACAUGGUCAUUCCUCUGGAGUAUUUUUUGGAUUAUCCAGAUCAGUGUGUGCAUCUCAAGAGUAUUCAUAGCAACACAUUUCCCUCAUCAAGUUGUUCUUGGAGUAUUUGCUGGCAUUCUUGUGGCAGAAGCAUUUGAGCAUACCUCUGCUAUUCAAACAGCAAGCUUGAAAAUGUACAUCAAGACAAACUUGUUUCUUUUCAUCUUUGCCCUUGGCUUUUAUCUAUCCCUCAAGCUUCUUGAUAUUGACUUGCUAUGGUCUGUUCCAAAGGCCAAGAAGUGGUGUGCCAACCCAGACUGGAUAAACAUUGACACUACUCCAUUUGCUGGACUGGUGAGGAACUUAGGUGCACUGUUUGGUUUAGGUCUUGGAAUUAAUUCUGAAAUGUUCAUCAUGAGCUGCAAAGGUAAAAAUAGCUGCAGGAUAAGUUUUCGCAUAUUGUGUGUAGCUGCUUCUUUAGCUACACUGCAGCUGUAUAAUUUUGUUAAGAUACCUACUCAUACUGAGUAUUUGUUCUACAUUCUCUCUUUUUGUAAGAGUGCAGCUAUGCCUCUGACUGUGGUUGCCUUGGUUCCGUACUGUGUCCACUCGCUAAUGAGGACAACUGAAAAGAAACUUAAUUAGGUAAAGUUUCAAAAUGGUUAGCAAUGUGGGGAUGGAUGUGAACUGUUCAAGAUCCCUCUGCAAAGGCAGUUUUGCUAAUUCGUUUAAGCCAAGGGGAUGCCACUGCAUCUUUGAUGUGCUCCUGGUAAGUAACCAGUACAUCCAAAAUCAGUACACUCGAGAAUGACUUUGGCAGCUCAGAAAUAUUAGUUGCUGAUUUUAUUCCUAGAAA
Molecule: messenger RNA, 1282 nt
Organism: Ficedula albicollis (Collared flycatcher)
Lineage: Eukaryota; Metazoa; Chordata; Aves; Passeriformes; Muscicapidae
Gene: G6PC2
Product: glucose-6-phosphatase catalytic subunit 2
Exons: 6
Coding region: 1-1071 (356 amino acids)
Biological process (GO): gluconeogenesis; glucose 6-phosphate metabolic process
Cellular component (GO): membrane
Molecular function (GO): glucose-6-phosphatase activity
Source: RefSeq, a predicted model, not a curated record